CAAAUUGGUCUGUCACGGACAUCUGGACGACCCAUCGGGAAUACGCAUCAACAUGUCGACGUCGACGAAGUUUCUUAGGAAUCACAGCAGGAACUCCAUCGGGUAACUCUUGUAACAAAAUUCUUUGAGAUUCAUCAUCCACAAUCAAAUUUACAAGUUCGUGAGCCAAUUCAUUGCAUGUGCGUCUACAUUAAACAGGGUAGGUUAAGAUGGAAACUAAACUUGAUGAUCUCAAGAUACCUCUAAAUCCAACGACCCUCAAUAAUGAAAACAGAGCAGUGGAAAUCAUAGACGCCGGAGGUUUCCCCGCCGACGAGUUUCUACAAGACGUUGAAAUAUGUCGCCUAAAAAUCAGAAGUAUGACCUUCAGAGCCAACGCCCAAUCUCUUCAAAAUGCCCUAACCACGGUCCACGGCGUAAAAAGAACAGUAAUCGCUCCCGAAAUCGAAGAAGCCACAGUCCAUUUCGAUCCAAACUCGACCAACGAAGAGCAAAUCAUCGAAGCAAUCAGUGGUUCCGGCUUCGAGGUCGAGCUCCUCACCUUCGCAGACAAUCCCUACAAAGUUCACAUUAAGCUCGAACGAGUUAGUUUUGAAGACAUGGCCGCCAUUAGAUCCUCUCUGGAGCAAGCCUGUGGUGUGAAUUUUGUUGAAAUGGACGUGGUUGGGCAGAAGGUAGCCAUCGGUUAUGACCCUGACCAGACUGGUCCGAGGUCUCUUUUGCAGUGCCUGAAGAGUUAUAGGGCAAGCUUGUAUGUUCCUCCGAGAAGAAGAGAUGUGCAGCAGCUUCAAGAAGUUUGUACUUAUAGGAAUUUGUUCUUGCUGAGCUGCUUGUUUUCAGUUCCAGUGGUGGCUUUUGCAAUGGUGCUUCCUAUGCUUCCUCCUUAUGGGGACUGGUUGAAUUAUAGGGCUUACAAUAUGCUUACUGUUGGAAUGGUUCUUAGAUGGAUCUUCUGCACACCAGUCCAGUUCAUUGCUGGUCGGAGAUUUUAUGUAGGAUCAUACCAUGCAUUACGGCAGAAAUCUGCAAAUAUGGAUGUUCUGGUGGCCCUAGGCACCAAUGCUGCUUACUUUUACUCAGUAUACAUAUUAUUUAAAGCAUUCACUUCCACCUCUUUUAGAGGGCAAGAUUUCUUUGAAACUAGCUCCAUGUUGAUAUCCUUCAUUCUACUUGGAAAAUAUUUGGAGGUCAUGGCCAAAGGGAAAACAUCAGAUGCUUUGGCAAAGCUUGCUCAUCUUGCUCCUGAUACAGCUUGUUUGAUGACCUUGAAUGAUCAUGGAAAUGUUCUAUCAGAGAUGGAGAUUGAUACGCAGCUGAUACAGAGAAAUGAUAUAGUUAAGAUUGUUCCUGGAGCUAAAGUUCCUGUUGACGGGAUUGUUAUUAGUGGUCAAAGCCAUGUGAAUGAGAGUACAAUCACUGGAGAAGCAAAAUCCAUCCUGAAAACACCUGGUGACAAGGUUAUUGGCGGGACUGUCAAUGAGAAUGGAUGCUUAUUUGUUAAGACCACUCAUGUUGGUUUAGAUACUACACUUUCUCGAAUUGUUCAACUCGUAGAAUCAGCUCAGCUAUCUCGAGCACCAGCUCAAAAGCUAGCAGAUCGGAUAUCAAAAUUUUUUGUUCCUGUUGUUGUUGUGGCAGCAUCUGUGACAUGGCUUGGAUGGUUAUUCUGGGGAGAGGCUGGUUUAUACCCCAAAUAUUGGAUUCCAAAAGGCAUGGAUGAGUUUGAACUUGCCCUGCAGUUUGGAAUUUCAGUGCUGGUGAUUGCAUGCCCAUGUGCCCUUGGUUUAGCAACGCCAACUGCAAUCAUGGUUGCAUCAGGGAAGGGUGCUUCUCUAGGUGUGCUCAUCAAGGGAGCAAGUGCGCUUCAAAAUGCAUACAAGGUGAAAACGGUAGUUUUUGACAAGACCGGAACCCUAACAGUUGGCAGGCCAGAGGUAGUUAGUGUUGUGCUUUUUUCUACGUUUCCAAUGGAGGUGCUCUGUGAUGUAGCAAUAGCAGUAGAGUCAAACAGUGAACAUCCUUUAGCAAAAUCUGUAGUGGAGCAUGCAAAGAAAAUGAGGAAGAAGUUUGGUUCCCGAACCGAACGUCUCAAGCGUGUUGAGAACUUCGAGGUGUUCCCGGGAGCAGGGGUUGGUGGAAAAGUUGACAAAAUUCCAGUUUUAGUAGGAAACAGAAGGCUCUUACAAGCUCACAACAUUGCUGUUGGUCCUCAAGUUGAUCGCUAUGUUGUAGAAAAUGAGCGGCUGGCUCAAACGUGUAUCUUAGUUGCUAUUAAUGGCAGGGUAGCUGGAGGUUUUGGUGUUACAGAUCCACCAAAACCUGGGACUAGAGCUGUCAUAUCAUAUCUUCGUUCAAUCGGCAUCACGAGCAUAAUGGUCACUGGCGAUAACUGGGCCACGGCGUUUGCCGUUGCAAGAGGGGUUGGGAUUAACGAGGUCUUUGCAGAGAUGGAUCCAACGGGAAAAGCUAACAAGAUAAAAACCUUAAAGAUGACAGGGAAUAUUGUGGCAAUGGUGGGAGAUGGAGUAAAUGACUCACAUGCUUUAGCAGCAGCUGAUGUUGGCAUUGCAAUUGGCGCUGGAACAAAUAUUGCCAUAGAAGCAGCUGAUAUAGUUCUCAUGCGAAGCAAUUUGGAAGAUGUUGUUACAGCCAUAGAUCUCUCAAGACAAACAGUUUAUCGUAUAUGGCUUAACUACAUCUGGGCACUUGGCUAUAACAUUAUAGGUAUGCCUAUUGCUGCCGGAAUCUUAUAUCCCUUCAUCGGAAUCCGGCUGCCGCCAUGGCUCGCCGGUGCUUGCAUGGCUGCUUCUUCCGUUAGCGUUGUAUGUUCUUCUCUCGUCCUGAAAUGCUAUAAGAGACCCUUAAAUUUUCAAUCUACUUGAAUAGAUAGUUCCACUUUAGUGUGAGAUUGGUCGAUUCAAAGCACUUUUUGAGUAUUUUGGUUACGUAGUCGAAUAUGAUUUUGAAAAAUUUGAAAUCACUUCAUUUAGAUAUUGCUUUUUCUAAGUAUGGUUAUGGAAUAAGUAUUGAAAUUAAAAA
Momordica charantia (bitter melon) is the source of this 3039-nucleotide messenger RNA. RefSeq names its product copper-transporting ATPase HMA4. Lineage: Eukaryota; Viridiplantae; Streptophyta; Magnoliopsida; Cucurbitales; Cucurbitaceae. The record is from RefSeq and is a predicted model, not a curated record. Gene Ontology annotation, biological process: monoatomic cation transport. Gene Ontology annotation, cellular component: membrane. Gene Ontology annotation, molecular function: metal ion binding; ATP binding; ATP hydrolysis activity.